Entelurus aequoreus (snake pipefish) is the source of this 2979-nucleotide messenger RNA. Its product is annotated as protocadherin gamma-C5-like. Gene Ontology annotation, molecular function: calcium ion binding. Gene Ontology annotation, biological process: homophilic cell-cell adhesion. NCBI's taxonomy places the organism in Eukaryota, Metazoa, Chordata, Actinopteri, Syngnathiformes, Syngnathidae. The transcript has a single exon. The record is from RefSeq and is a predicted model, not a curated record. Gene Ontology annotation, cellular component: plasma membrane. Bases 244 to 2739 code for a protein of 831 amino acids.
UGCUGAGCACCAAUAGCAGUCAGAGCCGUACAAAGAGAUCUUCUCCCUCCCCCCAUACUUAGCAACACAACCACAAUGCUCAGUGUAGAGAGGAGAGAAGGUACAUCAGUCAUGUACUGCCAGGAUUUCAUUUAUUUGGAGUUAUAUUUUUGACUAUGAACGGAUAUUGUUUUCACUCACCAUGUCACAUGAUGGAAAUAUGGAUUUUGUCUUCAUGGUCUGUCUUCUUUUGGAUUGGAAUUGAUGCAUUUUAGAGGAUCAAGGAUGACAAAGACAAUAGGAUACAGAGACUGGAGAUGGCAGGCUCUUUUGUGGCAUCACGUCUUUCUCUUGUGGACUACAGUGGAUGCACAGACUCGUUACAGCAUCCCAGAGGAGCUCAAACAAGGUUCUGUGGUGGGAAAUCUGGCCAAAGAUCUGUCUUUGGGACUGUCUGAGAUAUUUGAGCGCAAGCUGCGUGUCGCCUCUGAGGCUGGUAAGCAGUAUUUCAGCGUGGAUGCGGGGAAGGGCGAGCUGCUGGUCAAUGACAGAAUAGACAGAGAGGCUUUAUGCGGACAAAGCGCCAGCUGUGUGCUCCCUCUGCAGGUCGUGGUGGAAAAUCCUUUGAGAUCACAUCGAAUUGAGGUAGAAAUUAAAGACAUUAACGACAAUUCACCACAAUUUCAUACAAAAGAACUAUCCAUAAAUAUUGCUGAAUUGGCAGUAGUCGGAACCCGUUUCCUUUUGGAAAGUGCGGAUGAUUACGAUGUUGGAAGUAAUUCGGUAAAGACUUACACGUUGACUAAAAAUGACUGCUUCACGUUGAAGAUGAAGGAGGUUGAGGAUGGUAAAUUAGUGCCCGAGUUAGUGUUAGAAAAGCCUCUGGACAGAGAGAAGAAAGCAUCUUAUCAGCUCCUCUUGACUGCUUUAGACGGAGGGAAUCCAGUCAUGUCUGGCACUGCACAAAUUAAUGUUAUAGUGCUUGAUAACAACGAUAAUUUCCCAGUUUUUGACAAAAAUGUAUACAAAACCUCCUUGCAAGAGAAUGUGGCAAAAAACACAUUCGCACUUAAAAUUACAGCGAAUGAUGCAGACGAAGGACCAAAUGGAGAGGUAGAAUAUUUUUUUGGUACACGCACACCUGAUUCUGUCUUAUCUGUAUUUGAGUUAAACUCAGAAACAGGUGAAAUAUUUUUAAAAGGAGAAUUAGAUUACGAAAAAUCUACGUCUUACAAAAUUGAAGUGAUUGCCAAGGACAAAGGACUUCCUGUGAUGGAAAGUCACUGUCGGGUGCAGAUUGAUGUUAUUGAUGUUAAUGAUAAUGCUCCUGAAAUUAUCCUCACCUCAGAACCGCAGCCGGUCAGGGAGGAUGCACCAAGAGGAUCAGUUGUGGCUCUGCUAACAUCACGUGAUGCAGACUCUGCUAAUAAUAGCAAAGUAACUUUGCAGCUACAAAAAGGCUUACCUUUUACACUUAAACCGUCUUUUUCUAAUAGUUAUGAACUAGUAACCAGUGGUGCUUUAGACAGAGAGAGAGUGUCUGAGUACAAGAUUGAGAUAAAAGCCACUGAUUCAGGAUCUCCUCCUCUCUCCAGUAAGAAAAUGAUAUCUGUCAGCAUCACUGAUGUCAAUGACAACCCUCCUGUAUUCUCUCAGAGCUCUUAUAAUGUUUAUCUAAAAGAGAACGGAGUAGCAGGUUCUAUACUGUACUCGGUGUCUGCAUGUGACCUGGAUGCUGGCCAAAACGCCAAAGUGUCUUACUCUAUCGUGGACUCUAAAGUGCACGACGUGUCCGUGUCGUCUUACGUUUACAUGAACUCAGAGAACGGCAGCAUCUACAGCAUGCACUCCUUUGACUACGAGAAAGUCAAAGUGUUCCACAUUCAGGUUCAGGCAAAGGACCAGGGCUCUCCGUCUCUCAGCACCAACGCCACCGUCCAUGUUUUCAUCCUGGACCAGAACGACAACGCCCCCGCUGUCAUUUACCCUUCCCCCCACGCCGCCUCCCACCUGCGGGUGCCCCGCACGGCCAAGGCGGGCCACCUGGUCACCAAGGUGACGGCCGUGGACGCGGACUCGGGCCACAACGCCUGGAUCUCGUACAAAGUGUCUGAGGCCACAGACGCCUCUUUGUUCACGGUCAGUGUGUACACAGGGGAGGUGAGGACUAAACGCGCUGUGUCCGAGCACGACGACUCCUCUCAGAGGCUGCUUGUAGAGGUCCAGGACGACGGGGAAGCGGUCCAGUCGGCCACCGUCACGCUGUCCAUCCUGCUGGAGGACGGUGUGAGCGAGCCCAUGUUGGAGCUGAGACACAAGGUGUCGGAGCCCAGUAAGACAAGCGGCACAAUCACGCUUUAUUUGAUCGUGUCUCUGGCCUCGGUGUCCGUGCUGUCUCUGGUGACUUUGCUGGUCUUAGCGGUGAAAUGCUUGAGGAGCAGCGGAAGCGACGCUAGUUGCUGCAUGAGACGGACACACUGUGAUGAGGACAAGAAGCCCAACAGAAACCUGCACAUUCAGCUCAACAGUGAUGGACCUAUCAAGUACGUGGAGGUUCUGGGAGGAGACGUCAUGUCUCAGAGUCACUCCUUCAGGUCGUGCAUGUCUCCAAUGUCAGAGUACAGUGAUUUCACUUUGGUGAAGCCCAGCAGCACCACUGACUUUAAGGAGGUCAUCAGCGUCCUGGACGCCUCUUUACCUGACAGCACCUGGACCUUUGAGAGCCAGCAGGUGAGUGAGAAUACAACAAGAAUUGGUUAAAAUUCGACUACAGUUUCUAAACCCAGAAAAGAGAUAACCAAACUCUUUCUCCAAGCAUUAAGAAAAAUAAAUCCUAGCUUACCUUUAGUUGUAGCUUUCAAAAUAUAAUUUUGUUACCUAUUAGUAGGCAUUUUUAUUUUAGUACAGUCCAUGUUCAUUCAUAAAUGUAACACUCUGUGUACAUACAGUCAACACACUUCAUGUUGUGUAAGGUUGUGGUUGAUUUCAGGUCCAUUCUCA